AGAGAGAGGAUGCUGAAAUACUGAAGGCUGUGAAGGCUGUGCCUUGAUCACAGUCAGUCCUACUAUCAGCGUUAAAGAUCCUGGAAAUGUGCAGGCUUAUCUGUCAUGGAUGCAAAUAUGAUACCAAAAUUCACCUCCAAAGACGAGGAAAUUGACUUCUGGAAGGCUCUUUCACUCAAGUACAAGAAAAGUUAUAAGGAGGCACAGGAGGAGUUGCUGGAGUUCCAAGAGGGGAGCAGAGAGCUGGAGACAGAACUGGAGACACAAUUGGGCCAAGCGGAGCAUCGCAUCAGAGACCUGCAGGCGGACAACGAGAGACUGCAGCAUGAGCUCAACUCGCUCAAGGAGAAGCUGGAGUAUCAGUAUGCUCAGAGCUAUAAACAGGUCUCAGUGCUGGAGGACGACCUCAGCCAGACUCGAGGCAUCAAGGAGCAGCUGCAUAAAUAUGUCAGAGAGCUAGAGCAGGCCAAUGACGACCUGGAGAGAGCUAAGAGAGCCACGAUUACAUCUCUGGAGGACUUUGAGCAAAGGCUGAACCAGGCCAUCGAGAGGAACGCCUUUCUGGAGAGUGAACUGGAUGAGAAGGAGUCUCUCCUGGUGUCUGUGCAGAGACUAAAAGAUGAAGCUAGAGAUUUGCGGCAAGAGCUUGCAGUGCGAGAGAGCCGGCCCGAGGUCACACGAAUGUCGGCCCCCAGCUCUCCAACUCCAGACAAUGACCAAACAGACUCCGCAGUCCAGGCCUCCCUGUCUCUGCCGGCUACACCGAUCAGCAAGAACCUGGACAAUACUUUCACUAGCCAGACUGCUCUGGCCAACAGCUCCACUAAUGCAGCCCUCACUCCAUCUGCUAGAAUAUCAGCGCUCAAUAUUGUUGGCGAUUUACUGCGCAAAGUUGGGGCUUUAGAGUCUAAGCUCGCAGCCUGUCGAAAUUUUGCCAGGGACCAGGCAGCCAGGAAGAACUAUGCCACAAACAUCAACGGCAAUCUGAUUAACGGAGACAUUUCAAAUUACUCUCACUCUCUCUACACAUCCUACUUUGACAAAGCCAGGACAGUGAACGGUUUGGACCCCGGCACCAUGACGAACAUCACAGCUCCGCCACGCUCCAACUCUCCAUCCAGCGUGGUGCUCAGCGUGUGACCCUCAAACACACAUAAACUCCAUUAUAACCACUUUACAGCAAUAUAACAAUUCCUUUUAAUACACUACUGAAUCAAAGUCGAGAUUACAGUGGGUUACAUCGCGGUUAGUAAUGGUAGCCCAACUGCAGCAGCACCUCAUACUAGUCUCUAUGUUGCAAUAUCCUACAUUUUACUGCUGAAGUACUUGUUAAUAGUUCCUAAAAAAUUUAUAAACCCAUCUAAUAUAUUUAUGGUUACUGUUAAUUUAGAUUUAAGCAUAUAUGUACAUAUUUAUUUUAGUUUUCUCUGUUCUUUGCAAAUGUGAUGUCUUUUACCACGGUCCAAAAAUGUAUUUAUUGCUAUAGUGUUGGAUGGAAAUAUGUGUGAAAGCUAAAAACAAAGGGAUUUUACACUAUUAAUAUAUGUUGUGCAACACAUGCAGUGUUUGUGUACAAGAAGGUAGACCUGAUAUAUAUAUAUAUAUAUAUAUAUAUGAUAUACUGUAUAUUGAAGGAGAAAUGAAGAUGAACGGUGGAGAUCUGACUAUCUAGACUUACAUGUGCACUUAUAUGUCAUGAAAACUGUUUUCCAGUUUUAUCCCCAAUUCUUCUGUCUUUUUUUUUUCAGUAGGAUCUAUAGUAAGUGCUAAUGUGUGCCUCUGAUGGGUAAACUUCCCCCGAUACGUGGCCUGGUGUCAGCGUGAAAGAUAUUUGGAGUUGCACAUGAAAGGUGUGUUUUGGCUCCAGCAGGUUUGCAUUUUAAACACUGGUUCUGUCAUGUUGACAAUCGACUGCUG
Molecule: messenger RNA, 1917 nt
Organism: Sinocyclocheilus rhinocerous
Lineage: Eukaryota; Metazoa; Chordata; Actinopteri; Cypriniformes; Cyprinidae
Product: nuclear distribution protein nudE-like 1-A
Exons: 9
Coding region: 106-1140 (344 amino acids)
Biological process (GO): vesicle transport along microtubule; mitotic centrosome separation; chromosome segregation
Cellular component (GO): kinesin complex; kinetochore; centrosome
Molecular function (GO): microtubule binding
Source: RefSeq, a predicted model, not a curated record